AUGUGGAAUGACGAGGAUAACAAUCCAUAUGGGGCAUUCGACCACCAUGAGCCCCACAUAUCGGACUCGCUCCACUCCUCUGCCCUCACCCCUCCUGUGUACGAGCAUGAUUCAACACCGCCGUCCAGCCGUGACUCCAACCUCGAUCCACCAGACUAUAUCUCACACCCAGAGGAUCUGAGCGAUCCGGAGGAGGACGAUUAUGGCGCCGCAAGCCAGCAGUACCCGCGGAAGAGUACCUACGAUAGUCGCAUCGAGCAGAUCCUCUAUGAGAACCCGGAAAUGCCGAUUCUAAUCACGGAUGCUGGGAAAAAUCACGAGGGGGGUGGUAGCUUUAUUGUCUACACCAUCCGGACUGCGGACCUGGAGGUUCGUCGUCGAUAUUCGGAGUUUGCGUCGCUGCGCCAGACCCUGGUUAAUCUUCAUCCCACUCUCAUUAUUCCACCCAUUCCCGAGAAGCAUAGCAUGGCCGACUACGCCGCGAAGCCCACCAAGGCCAAGGAAGAUACGGCGAUCAUUGAAUUGCGAAAGCGCAUGCUGGCCGUGUUCUUGAAUCGAUGUCGCCGCAUGAAAGAGGUUCGGGAGGAUGGAGUGUGGUGGCGCUUCCUGGAUCCGAACGUCAGCUGGAGCGAGGUUUUGCACUCUCAUCCGGCUUCCUCCGUCCCCAAGAAUAAUCUCAAGGCCCCUCCUCUCGACCCCGCGAACCCCACACAAGCUCAUAGCUGGCUCCCUGUUCCCUCUUCGUCUGCAAAACUAAAGCAUGGCGGCGGCGCGGCCUCCGCAACUGGAGGCUCACCCACAUCCCCCGGUGACACGACUGACGGCCCUGGGCCGCCUGUGGCGGGCCCCGAGGUUUUUGGUCGUUUCCCACCAGAGUCGCGCAAGCUGAGCGAACAGGAGCUCGAUCCGUACUUUGUGAACUUCGAGGCAUCUACCCGGGAGUUGGAAUUGCUGUUGCAGGGCAAUAUCGAGAGGGUAAACCGACGGACACUGUCGCACCUCUCCUCUCUAUCUGCCGAUCUGAUGGAACUGGGAGCGCGCUACAAUGGAUUCUCCCUAUCUGAGCAAUCCCCAACCGUGGCUGCUGCAAUCGAGCGCAUUGGCCAGGCAGCCGAUACGUCCUACAUUGAGACCGAAGAGCUUUCCAAUGCAUUGAGUGCCAGCUUUGCGGAGCCGAUGCGGGAGAGUGCUCAGUUCGCGAGUGUAGUUCGUAAUGUACUACGGUAUCGGGUCCUGAAGCGUGUGCAAGAAGACAUGACCCGAGAUGAGCUGGCUAAGAAGAAGACUCUACUGGACUCACUUGAGCGCAGUGAGCUCGAAGCCAAACGUAUUGAGCAAUAUCUCAACCGCACGACCUCUCAGUCAGGUGGCCCCAGGUCACAGCGAUCUCUCUCUACUUCCUCCGCCGUCAGCAGCGAAGGUGGCAGCAUGACAGAGGCCUCGCCCGACUCCGAGUUCCCAUCCACGCACGGCGAGUCGAUCGGCAACUCAUCCCCACCGUCUACAAGCCCCGCAUACAAGAGACCCGAGCUCUCGCCAUCGUCCUCUCCGGCACACCGCAAGACGUCGAGUGGGAACUUUGUGACGAACAAGAUCUUCGGUCGCAUUAGCCACGCUAUUCACGGCUUUGCCGAUGUCGAUCCCGAACGCACUCGCCGCGACCAGAUCGGUAAAACCAAAGAAAGUCUUAUCCAGCUGGAGCAAGCACUUGAGGUAUCGGAGAAGGAUGUCAAGGACGCGAGUGCAGGCGUACUGCACGAUCUGCAACGGUUCCAGAAGGACAAGGAAGCUGAUCUCCGGCGCUACAUGGUCGCAUACGCGCGCUGCCACUUGGAUUGGGCGCGGAAGAAUCUUGAGACCUGGACCGAAGCCAAAGACGAGGUGGACAAGAUCGUUGCGCGGUAG
Penicillium canariense is the source of this 1905-nucleotide messenger RNA. Its product is annotated as PX and BAR domain-containing protein. Gene Ontology annotation, biological process: retrograde transport, endosome to Golgi. Bases 1 to 1905 code for a protein of 634 amino acids. The transcript has 6 exons. NCBI's taxonomy places the organism in Eukaryota, Fungi, Ascomycota, Eurotiomycetes, Eurotiales, Aspergillaceae. Gene Ontology annotation, molecular function: phosphatidylinositol binding. The record is from RefSeq and is a predicted model, not a curated record.